Molecule: messenger RNA, 1454 nt
Organism: Coffea eugenioides
Lineage: Eukaryota; Viridiplantae; Streptophyta; Magnoliopsida; Gentianales; Rubiaceae
Product: plastoglobulin-1, chloroplastic
Exons: 2
Coding region: 104-1273 (389 amino acids)
Source: RefSeq, a predicted model, not a curated record
ACAAUUCACAAACACAAUAUCUACUAUUGUACGUAUGUCGUUCAAGUGACGGUCCAAACGCCACUGCGACUGCCACCCCCCCUCCGCCUUAGCAGCUCCACCGAUGUACGCAACCAGCACCGCCAUAAGCCACCACCCACCGCCAUCGACCCCCGCAAAAAUGUCUGUCCUCUACCACCACUCCAUUACCCUCCCGUUCCUACCCACUCCAGCACUCAAACCCCAGCUUCCAACACUUAUUUUCUCCAUCCCGCCAUUCCUCAAGAAACGCCACCCCACCAUUUCCCCUAUUUACUUGUCUUCCUCGAAAUAUUCUUAUUCUUACAGCGACUCAUCCGAACCCAGUAAACCCAAUCCCUCUUUUUCUCCCCAAGACGACAACGACGACGAAGAACCCGAUAGAAAACCCAAAACAGUUACAGACGAGUGGGGCGAGAAAGGGGAGGCCGAACCCGAACCACCGACGAAGUUUUCCGGCCCGGAUCCUCCUGGAGAAGAAGCGGACGACGAGUGGGGCGGUGUUGGGGUUAAGGAUGAUAGGUAUGGGAAUGGGAGUCCUGGGGUUGAGGUUGAUGGGGAGAGCCAGAAGCUUAGGGACUUGAAAAGAGCUCUCGUGGAUACUGUCUACGGGACGGAUUUCGGGUUUCGGGCUUCGUCCGAACUUCGGGCCGAGGCUAUUGAGUUGAUUGCCCAGCUGGAGGCUGCUAAUCCCAAUCCAGCUCCGACUGAGAGCCCGGAAUUGCUUGAUGGCAAUUGGGUUCUGCUGUUUACUGCAUUUUCUGAGCUGUUGCCUCUUCUGGCAACAGGCAGCUUACCACUGGUGAAGGUUGAGAAGAUAUCCCAAUCAGUUAAUUCUAGCAGCUUAACCAUAGAUAAUUCCACCACAAUAUCAGGUCCUGUUGCCUCUCUCUCUUUUAGUGCCAGUGCUGCUUUUGAAGUGAGGAGUCCAUCAAGAAUACAGGUUCAAUUUAAGGAAGGGACCCUGAAUCCUCCCGAGAUCAAGUCCAGUAUAGAUCUUCCAGAAGAUGUUGAUAUUUUCGGGCAAAAAAUCAAUUUAUCACCCGUGCAACAAUCUCUGAAUCCUUUGCAAAAUGCUGUGGCUGGGAUUGGACGUGCUAUUUCCGGUCAGCCUCCUCUUAAGAUUCCUAUCCCUGGUGAGAGGGCAAAAUCUUGGCUUCUUAUCACAUACCUUGACAAGGAUCUCCGUAUAUCAAGGGGAGAUGGUGGUCUAUUUGUGCUGGCUAAGGAAGGGAGUACUCUUCUAGAUCAGUAGCCAGGUGUUCUUCUAAGCAUUAGUUCUUCCCUCCUUGAAGACUUGUAGUUUGAAGACUUGUAGAUACAAUUUUUGGUUAUUAUACUUCAUCUUAUACAUAAUUGAGUGUGACACACCCGUUGCUGGCACUGCUGUUCCGUUUUACUUAUACGCAAUUGCUAUCUGGCACUUUAAAAGUUGA